AUGGCGGUUGAUUGUCAGCCUAGUCAGCCUACUUAUGAUUUAUGUUGUCUCCAGAGAGAGACGUUAAAAUUGAUUCCAAAGUUCUUCCAUGAACUCAACAGAUUCGCGUAUGACGAACUGUUUUGUAAUUUCAAGUACCGAGAACAAUUAUCAUGGUCAGAGUACUUGAGACUGGAAAAUGGUGUGAAAGAAGCGAUUAAAGAUUAUAUUUGA
Messenger RNA from Clunio marinus, 213 nucleotides. The record is from the annotation of a GenBank genome assembly. Lineage: Eukaryota; Metazoa; Arthropoda; Insecta; Diptera; Chironomidae.